AAUUCAACCCUGUUUAAUUUAUGUUAUUGAAAUUGUCAAGCGUGCUGCACAAGCAGUUCAUCAGACCACUUGUUAUUUUCAAAUGAUUUUAAGUUGCAUAUAUAGAUCUGGGUAGUCCAACUAGCUAGCUAGCUCCAACACAUUGAUCUGUGAGACAUGGCAGAUCAGGUGAAGCUAUAUGGAGACUGGAGUAGUCCAUUUAGUAGCAGGGUUAUAUGGGCCCUGAAGCUGAAAGGCAUACCAUUUGAUUACAUAGAAGAAGAUCUUUACAAGAAAAGUGCUGAACUUCUCAAGUACAACCCAGUUCACAAGAAGAUCCCAGUUCUUGUUCAUGGAGAAAAGCCGAUAUGCGAGUCCAUGGUCAUCAUCGAAUAUAUAGAAGAAACAUGGCCACAGAACCCCUUGCUGCCCUCUGACGCUCAUGAAAGAGCCAUGGCCAGGUUCUGGGCUAAAUUUGCUGAUGAUAAGGGUCCUGAAAUAUGGAAGGCCUUCGUAUCGUCAGGCGAAGAGCGAGAAAAGGCCAAGAAAGAGACAUGGGAGAUGCUGAGAACCAUUGAAGAGCAUGCAGGUCUGGAAAACAAGAAGUUUUUUGGAGGAGACAACAUUGGUAUUGCAGACAUAGCCUUCGGAUGGUUUGCUCGUUGGUUUGGAGUGAUUGAAGAGGUGGCUGGGGUGAAGCUCUUUGAAGCCGAUGCUUUUCCUCGCUUGCAUGCAUGGAUUAACAACUUCAAGGAAGUGCCUGUAAUCAAAGAAAACCUUCCGGAUCGUGAUAACUUGGUUGCCCGCUUCAGUAAGUUGUCUUCUUCAAGAACCAAGGCAAACUAGGUUGGAAUCUCUCCAUGCAUGUGCUUGUUUCCGCAGAGUUCCAACUAUUUGGCAUAUUUGCUCCAAUUUAAUUUUUGUUCUGCUUUACCUUUCGGUACCUCUUAUCGUUCAAUUCUGCUCAUAUGUCAAUAAUGAAAUCUUAUUGAAUAAAAUGAAAAAUUUCAUUGAUAGAGUGAGGCCAUAAUGGCAUCAUAAAAGAGUCCCAAUGGGACUCUAGCAAUAAAGUUCAAAUCUGCAUACUCUGUCAUGAGUCUGUGAAUAAGACGGUGUCGUUUUACAUUGUGCUAUUGUAAUCACGUGACUGCAGUCCAGCUGCUUAGGACUAGCUAUCAAUGUCUUAGAUGUAUGCCAUGUGGUGUAAUCCCACACGUCAAUAUGGGUAUUUAUGUAUCUAAGGAACCCUAGUCGUGUAUGACAUGAAUGAAAGCUUUAAUUUCUCU
Molecule: messenger RNA, 1265 nt
Organism: Fragaria vesca subsp. vesca
Lineage: Eukaryota; Viridiplantae; Streptophyta; Magnoliopsida; Rosales; Rosaceae
Product: glutathione transferase GST 23-like
Exons: 2
Coding region: 157-825 (222 amino acids)
Biological process (GO): glutathione metabolic process
Cellular component (GO): cytoplasm
Molecular function (GO): glutathione transferase activity
Source: RefSeq, a predicted model, not a curated record